GCAUAAAUAACGAUUCAAAAGAAAUACAAACAUCCACUCCUUCGGAACGAGCUACUGAAAUUGAAAAGGAAACAGAUCAAUCUAUCAAUGCAGCCCUUAUCAAAAGUCCGGUGUUUCUUGACAAGGAUGCCGUGCACAAAAAAACAAAUAACGAAAUUGGUUCAGUUAAUGCAAAUCGUUCUUUAAAACCUGCGACCGUCAAAGUUUUAAGUACAAAGGCGAAUGACGGAAAUGAUUUACAAGUUAAAAAAUCUGAUUCUAAUACAACGUCAUAUUCAUCAACUACCACUCCAAUUCUUUCAAAAAAAUCUAAAAAAAAAGAUAAGAAUUCGGGCGUCCAGGCUCAGUUUCUGGAAAAUGACCUUUCACAAAAAGACACGGAUUUAAUCGAGGAUCCACAUAAUUUGAACAUUGAGGAUUUUCAAAAGAUUUCAAAUGAAAGUAAUGAAAAGGACAACCUCGCCACUAAUAAUUCAAACCGUCAUAAUAAAAUGCCAAUAGACUUUAAAUUCGAUUUUGCAACGUCCACCUUUGCAUUAUCUCCCAAUGUCUCGAAAGGCACCAAUAAUGAUUCGAUUUCCACACAAAAUACUUUAGAGAAUCCAUCUAAUCCAAAAUCACCCUCCGAUUCAACAUUUGAAUUUUCAUCCUCUAAUAUAUUUUCCAAGGAUUUCAACUUCAACGCAUCAUCCAUUUUCAAUUUACAAACAUCAUUCUCAUCUGCUUCCCCCUUAUUUGGUUCUUCAGACAACAAUUCCCCAGGUUCUCCAAUAAUGAUGAACGGUGAUCCUAGUCCAUGGAAUAAUUCCGCACAAUCUUCAAAUUCCAAUACCUCCAACGGGGUUAAAACCACCGCAGUCUCUGUUGAAGACCUUGAACGACAGGUGGCAAAUGCUAGACGUGAAGCUGAAAUGCUUGAGCACCGUUUAAGGGCAUUGAAAUCCUUGGAAAAUAUAUUAGAGGAUGAAAAUUCAAAUGUUGAAUCGGAGGGUGAUUUUGGAUUAGAUGGAUUCUCUAAAGUAUUUUGUGUGGAAAUCGAAUCAUUAUUGGUGCCUUUCGAGACAUUGGGAGAUAAUGCAAAGGUGGACGUUGCAAAAUCGAAUUUAAAGUCUAUUGGCAUUUUAUUAUGA
Molecule: messenger RNA, 1130 nt
Organism: Racocetra persica
Lineage: Eukaryota; Fungi; Glomeromycota; Glomeromycetes; Diversisporales; Gigasporaceae
Source: the annotation of a GenBank genome assembly